CUGCUUGGCCCAGCCGCCGCCAGCACCCCUGGGGUGAACAGUGUGAUGGUCUUGGGCGGGCUCGGCCUGCGCUGUCCCCGUCCUGUGCCAGCAGCGGGGAGUAGCCAGGCGCUGGGAUGUGCCUGUGUCCCCCUUAGAUCUGGGCUGCAUCUGCCCUCUGGGGUAAAACCCUCUGGUUAAGACCAUUCCCCCUCGUCCUGUCGCCGCAUGGCAUCACUUGGAGCUUUUCCGGCUGAGCUGCCUCUGGGCGGUGCAGGGGAGCAGCCCUGUCCUCCUGUCCCCCUUUAAUCCUGUGUGCUCAUCUGUUUGUAAAACAGGGCUGAGACCCACCCUCGGUAUCCUCUGCCCAGGUGGGGGUGGGAUGUUGUGUGCCGACUUUGACUCGGUAUCCUUGAUGUUUUGUUAAGGACACCCUGGGCCUCCGAUUUUGGUGUCUGGGGGCUGCUGUGGUGCCUUGUUCUGCCAGGUGCACCCCGUUCCUGCCUCUCUGGGUGCUGGUGCUUCCUUCCUGUGUGUCGGCUGAGCCGGGAAGGGAGACACUCCUAGCCAGCGAGUGCCUUGCUUCUAUUAAUAGAAUUAGAAGUCCUGGUCUGGUGUGUCCUCAGCAUGUUCUUGGCAAUCUCCCAAUAGCAGCUGUGAUGGUAAAACAAGAUCUAAGCCUGGCUUGGAACAGCCUCUGCCAGCAGCUGUGAUGCCUUGGGCACAAGACUCUGCUUAUCACAAGCAAAGUGCUUCUACAUCCCUUUCCCAUGGGACAAGGGGAGGAGGAGGCAUUCCCCUGUACCAGUAGGAACAUGGAGGAGCCCCUGGGUCCCCAGGACGAAGAGGCAUCCUCCCACACAGAGGUGCCUGGGUAUCCAGACAAAAGGACACACAGAAGAGUUCUGGGCAAGCGGUGCGGUCCCUAUCUAGCGUACAUCCUGGUGGUGGUUGUGGUCCUAGCUUUGGCUGCCGCUCUUCCUGUACAAUCAGCAGGGAGACAUGAAGGCUGUCCAACUCUGGUGCUGGCCUGUCCUGACGACUGGGUUGGGUAUCGCAAAGUCUGCUACUACCUCUCGAAUGAGGAGGGGAGCUGGGAGUGGAGCCAGGAGUGGUGCUCCUCACACGGGGCCUCGCUGGCUGUGCUCCAGAGGGAGUGGGAAAUGGAGUUUCUCUUGCGCCUCAAGGGCAACACUGAUGUCUGGCUUGGGCUGCGGAGACAAGGCGAGCGCCUGGAGUGGGUGGAUGGCAGCAGCUUCAACCAGAGGAUCCCGGUGCAGGGCCAAGAACCGUGUUUGUUCCUGAAGGACCAUGAUCUCUGGAGUUCAAGCUGCUCAAAGCAACGGCCUUAUGUGUGCAGCAAGGCCUCAGUUCUGAUGGGAACCACGUGAGGGAGCUGGUGGAGAAAGGUCCUUCCCGGUGCUGGGGACUGUUGGGUUUACGUGGCAAGGGUUUGGUAGUGGGGGGCUUCUCUGAGGAGAUGCCAGGAGCUGCCCCCGUGUUGGAUGGAGUCACUUCCAGCUGGCUCCAGGACGCACUCACUGCUGGCCAAGCAGUGUGUUUGAACCGUUAGAGUAAUUGUCGUUAAUUCUCUGCACGGUACUCAGGAGUAAAAAGUUAACCUCACCCUAACGCACUGAGUGGGCUGGGCCAUUAAAAUUGGUGACAGCCAAUGUG
This is a messenger RNA of Grus americana (Whooping crane), 1656 nucleotides long. Its product is annotated as C-type lectin domain family 2 member B-like. NCBI's taxonomy places the organism in Eukaryota, Metazoa, Chordata, Aves, Gruiformes, Gruidae. The record is from RefSeq and is a predicted model, not a curated record. The coding region runs from base 750 to 1370 and encodes 206 amino acids. The transcript is spliced from 5 exons.